Molecule: messenger RNA, 2084 nt
Organism: Talaromyces stipitatus ATCC 10500
Lineage: Eukaryota; Fungi; Ascomycota; Eurotiomycetes; Eurotiales; Trichocomaceae
Exons: 2
Coding region: 1-1890 (629 amino acids)
Biological process (GO): regulation of DNA-templated transcription
Molecular function (GO): DNA-binding transcription factor activity, RNA polymerase II-specific; zinc ion binding
Source: RefSeq, a predicted model, not a curated record
AUGGUCUCAGCGGGGAACUCUUCUUCGGACUCCCGAACUCAGACAGGUCAAAAACUCCAGCGGCAAGGUACAAGACACGUCAAAUCUGGUUGUAGAACGUGCAAGAUUCGAAGGGUAAAAUGUGACGAGACGCGACCCGCUUGUGGACGAUGUACAUCCACAGGACGUACCUGCGAUGGAUACGGUAUUUGGAGUACAAGUUCUGGCUCCGGCAUAUCUCGCGGAUUUCAUCAGCGACAAGAUCCUCGACUCGUCAUUUCUGCAGACUAUCACCGAGAUAAAACCCACCACGAAUGCUACAGGUCUAAUCUUCUCGACAAUGAUUACAGAACGUUCAACUUCCUCAAUCGUCCGGUUGAUGCGGACGAGUUGGUGUGUUUAGAAUUCUUCCGACUUCGCUCUCUAGUCAAACUUCCCGGAUUCUUUGACACAAGUUUCUGGGAGCAGACUGUCCCGCAAUUAUCUCACACUACACCUGCCAUUUUUCAUGCUGUAGUGGCAUUAGCAUCCACUCAACGCAGUCAGGAGUAUACAAGCUGCAUGCGAAAGGGGUCGCACAAUCCUUUCAUUGAUUAUAAAGUCGAAAUCAAGAAAUGGGACCGGUACGCACUCCAGCAAUACAACAAAUCCAUAGCACACUUGCAGUCGUAUCUCGAAGAUAACAGCCAUGAGUCGGUGCAAGUUGCGCUGAUAACUUGCAUUUUGUUCAUAUGCAUUGAAUUCAUGAUGGGGUCUUAUACUCGGGCCAAUGUGCAUAUUGACCAUGGGAUUAAUGUUCUAAAGACCUUACAACGAAAACGCCAGGUCUCUAAUGUUUUAGCAAAAGAACGCGGCAAGGCAAUCAUCCGUGCUACUGAUCCUAGGACGGUGGACGACCAUUUACUUGAAAUCCUGGCUCGCAUGAAUACCCAGUGCGUUUUAUUUGGAUACCCCUCGAGAUACAUACAUUUAACAGAAGCAAGACCAUUUGCGAUUGGUAUGAUUCCUGACGUCUUUAAUACGCUACAAGAAGCUCGCCAAUAUCUGGAAGUCUUGUUGAAUAAGGUCCUUCGCUUGAUAAAUAAAUAUAUGGAUGAUACACUGCUAUUUUCGUUAUGUGGAUCCGAUGAUUGUCUUACAGAAACUCGAGAGCAACUGCAGGAGGCUUUCAAUCGCUGGAAGAUUGCGUACGAGAAACUUGCGCUAGGACUUCUAUCACACAUCUCAGUCCACUCCUACAUUGCUUCACAUCUCCUGCGUAUAUGGUCCAUCAUGGUCGAUAUUAUGCUUCGCUCAUGUCCCGAACCAAACGAGCCCUGGAGCGAAAUGGCCUUCGACAAGUACACUCAUCUCUUUGAAGAAAUCAUUUCCGUGGCCACGGACGUAGUUAUGAUGCGGCGAUAUCCGGGAAGAUUUGUUCCAGCAGAUAUGCAAUGCCAUGUUGGGCCUCUGAAUUUCUCUGCGGAUAUGGGUUCUGUGCCUGUAAUGUACUAUACUGCACUGAAAUGUCGUGACCCGUCCACACGAAGACGCGCUGUUCAACGUUUGAAGAUUGCACCGCAUCGCGAAGCAGUUUGGGAUGGCAUCGCUGUUGCUGCGGCAGCUGAAGCGGUGAUCAGAUUGGAAGAGGGCGAUCAUUUCGGGCUGUAUAACGAUGCACAACUAUCAUCGUGCUCGCCAUCGUCAGUGCCAAGCGACAUUCUUCCUGAAUGCCUCCGCUUUCAAGACGUUAGGAUAUUGAUGCAAGAUGGCUUGGAGCGCGGUGGAAAGAUUUUAGGCAGGAGGAAGGGCAGAAAUAACAUCUCCUCUUCACAUUGGGAAAUUGUCGAGGAGUCAUUUACAUGUGGAGAGCGUCUCAACACUUUUACGUGGACAAACAUCCGGGAGAUGGGCAGGACAGCAGGUAUCUAGCCUGCUAGAUGCAAUUAGUAAAUGGUCCGCAGUUAACGCUGUGUUACCGGAAAUCGGGCUAUAUCGAGGCAGACAGCCUCCAGACUGUGCUCUGAUUUUUACCUACGUACCGGAUUUCCUUUGACGCUUCCCGGCUUUCUCCUUGGGUUUUAGUGCUCACUCCCUCGCCGCUUUUACUCACUGAGUAGAACUGA